UGCAUCGGACGUGGAAGUCGGAGUGUCUCGAUCUCCUGGGAAUUGUUCUCACUGAAUUAUUCAGGAUCUCACAUACUUAUCCUUCGAGUCAACUUCCACCCCCACCCCGUCAAUGAGGACUUUCGGUGGAGAUACAAUCUGAGUGAAUAAAUAAAUACAUAAAUCCUUUGUUUCGGUUGAUAGCGAAUAGUUGGUUACUUGGUGUGUUCCGGUGAUAGUGAAAACUCAUUCAAGUGAGUAAUAUCCUUACACGGAUCAUUUGCGAAAGUGGUGCGAGUCGUCCUUUUAUUUGCGUGCAGUAAUCGGAAAAAUGUCACUGUCCUUUCCUUUGGGGAUUUUUUUCGUCGCUGACCCUCGGACGGAAGGGAUUUUUUCAAAGUGAAAAACGGUUGCUUAUCCUUUCCCUCCGCUUAUGAUUUCUUGUGUUUUUCCGUAUUUUCUGUGGCAUUCACGUUCCGGCGGACAAAUCCCUGUCGAUCCAGCCAUGAGUUAAUUAUAUUUGUUGGUAACGUGUUUUUUCCCCCAUUUUUAGAAUUUUUCUUUCGGUCAAGUCUGCGGGCGUUUGGGGGAUGUUUUCGUCCUUUCGGGUGAACUUAGCAGGUCAGCUCAGUUGGCGGUGCUUGUGAAAAGUGUUUUGAGUGUAACGAAAAGAAAUUUUUUGAUUAAGCCCAUUACAGAGGCAGAAUAAAUAAAGAAUUUUUUGGAUAUUUUCUCAACGCUCAAAGUCCGUUGCCGUGCGGAUUGUGUGAAAAGUGAAAAGUGGAAAAUUAAAAGAAGGAAAGUGUAUGAAAUUGUGGGCUUUGUGCAAUGUGUGUUUAGUACCGAAUUUAUCAAGGCAUAAGCUUUUCCUUGGAAGGAAAAUUCUUUUGAGAAAAGUGUGACCAGACAAAAGAUUGUUUACCUUGGGUACCUUUUCUGAGUAUCUAUACUUACGGCUCUCGGAGGGUCAGAUCAAGGCGCAUGUUGGAGAAAGGAAAGCAUUCUGGAACCAAGGCCAUUCCGUGAAGGUACCGAGCAUCGGAACAAUACUGCGCCAAGGACGACCCCAACUGUUGCUACAAACUCACUCAAUCAGGACUACUCAAUCAAACUUGAAUGGCUAUGCAAUAAAAACAAUUACAUCGAGGCCAAUUCCUUGAGGACACGAACCGUGAAAACGUAAAAAAGCAAUUCUGUGGCGAACAAGCAGCGUCAAUUGUUCACCAACUGUGAAGGAUAAUGGCCAAGAGCUGGCCCCACUCAGAGAAACGAAGCACUUUCAGCCACAAGCCUGAAGCGCCAUUUCAUGUCCGGAAAAAUGCAAACCGACUUGAAAUCACUGAUAUUGUGGCUAAGCUGAUUCGAAAACGCUAAACUGUCCAAGUAUUAGUAAUUAGUCCUCUGUCGGACACACACAGUUGCACAAUUUGCACUUGAUGUGAAACUAUUCAAAAUGUCGUUAACGGUUAAAUUGAUCCAAUUCAGGCUGGCUAAGAGCAAAUCGAAUCUGAUAGGACGCGUGGAGUUCAGAGGGGUAGCCCACACCACAACGGAGCUAAAUUCUUCCUCAGAUACCAUUGACGUGAACCAGUCCUUUAUAUGGCCUUUGGCGAGACCAGCAUCACCUGAGGAAAAUGUUAUUGUGGAGUUGCGUUCCCAAACGACAAAGAUUCUCCUGAAGACUGGCUUAGCGACUUCUUCAACAUCUAGAGGCGGAUCCGGAGGAUCCAGGGGCACCAUCAGCAGUAGCAGUAAAUGUAUCGGGCAGUAUGUGAUAUUGAUGCAAGGACUUAUAGCCGAAGGCAACAUUCGCGUGGAAGACCGUUUAGUAGAUUUGUGUGCAAACAGACCUAUCGAGGCAAUUGUUGUUUUCGAAGCAAAAUAUAUUUCACCCGAUGAUGCCGCUGGCAAUUUCGAGCCAACUAACCUUGUUAAGCCGAUUCAGGAGGUCCACAAUACCAACAGCAUGGAUGACGACCAACAAAUGCUCCUUGACAUCGAACAGAACAUCGCAAAUUUGGAGAAGAGUCUUCAACGAGACAACCAGCAGGAGACACCCAGCAAAAAGCGGCAUAUCCUUAAACGAGUUAUAUCAUCGUCUCAGGGCAAUGGUUACGAUAGGAAUGAUGGAAAACUCGAUAAAGCGGGAAAGUCGUCGUCACGUGAAAAGAAAAUGACACUGAGAACGGUUAGAAAUUUGAUGAAACUUGGAAAACAACGUCCCCGCUCACAAUCCCGGGAUAGCAGUACAGAAGAUGAAGGACGGUCGCCGCUUAUUGUUGAAACGGAUCAAACUGGACUCACCUCGGCUACCGAUGGCGAGGAUGAUUCGAAAUCACAAAUGUAUGACACAGGACAAUCGAAUGCAUCGAGUGACGGUGAGGAGGAGAAACAUUACGAUAAAGGGAAAAUAGUUAAAGUGCUGGCACGAACUGAUGACCAUCUCAAGUCGCAGGAUUUCCAAGUUUGUGUGACCAUAAUUGAGGCCCGACAACUGCCAGGACUCAACAUGGAUCCCGUGGUCUGCAUCCAAAUCGGUGACCAGAAGAAGUACACUAGCGUCAAGGAGAGUACAAACUGCCCGUACUUUAACGAGUAUUUUGUUUUUGAUUUCCAUAUGCCGCCCGUAAUGCUCUUUGAUAAGAUCAUAACAUUGUCGGUAUUACAAAGUAGAAGUGUCCUUCGUCCUAAUAAAUUGAUUGGUACUUUCAAAUUGGAUAUUGCAACCGUAUGGAAUCAGAAAGACCAUCAAUUUUAUCACAAAUGGGCUCUUCUAUCGGAUCCUGAUGAUUUCAUCAGUGGACCCAAAGGUUAUUUAAAAUGUGAUAUUGGAAUUAUUGGAAAAGGUGAUACAGUAAAGGUGCCUCAAAAAUCCGAAAAGGAUCCUGAUGAUAUAGAAGCGAAUUUAUUAUUGCCAGACGGUGUCCCAAUAGAGCGACAACGGGCAAAAUUUAUAGUUAAAAUUUACCGUGCAGACGGUUUGCCCAGAAUGAAUUCAUCGCUGAUGGCCAAUGUGAAAAAGGCAUUCACAGGAGAAUCUAAGGAUUUGGUUAGUCCGUACGUGCAAGUAUCUUUUGCAGGCUUGUCAGGUAAGACCACUGUUAAGAAAAAUGCGUAUGCUCCUGUGUGGAAUGAACAGCUUGUCUUCACUGAGAUGUUUCCCCCAUUGUGUCAACGGAUUAAGAUCCAACUACGAGACGCGGACCCUAUGAAACCGUCUAUAAUAGGAACUCAUUACAUCGAUUUAAAACAAAUUUCCAACGACGGCGAAAAGGGGUUCUUGCCUACCUUUGGACCAUCAUUUAUUCAUCUCUACGGUUCGACACGUGAUUACAGCCUCCUUGACCAGCAUUCGAACCUUAACACUGGCCUGGGCGAAGGAGUCAGCUACCGGGCGCGUCUUCUGCUUGCCAUCCGCACCGAAAUAGCUGACAACAUCGAAACAAGUAACGAAAAGAAUGUCGAACUGGAACCAGCUUAUCCAAUUUCUGAAUCGUCUUAUUCGAAAAACGAAGAGUUCUUCCUUUUCACGACCAUCCUGGAAGCGUCAAUGCUCGAUAAAAAAGUUAGUGAUAAGACGGUUUACUUCGAAUUAAGCAUGGGAAAUGCUGGGAAUUCCUUGGAUGGACACAAUGAGAGUUACAUGUCACCAGAGGAUGAGGAUGGAGAACUGGAAUCGGUGGAUACGGCUUCGUAUAAUAGCACGACUGGGUCAUGCAAACCAAUAAGUCAUGACAAGGCACACUACUACCUGCCCUACUGGGACUACAAACCGUGCAUGGACGUCCGUUGCUGUUUGCCGGACCUGCGGAGGCGAAUGUAUAAUAGCAACAUGAUAGCCAAAAUGGCUGAUAAGCUGGAGGAUGACCUUUCUAAAACUCGAACCCUUAUCGAGGAAGAAGAUCCAAAAAUUGAAGUGAAACUGCGAAAUUGCUUAGAAGAGUUUGCAAUAAGUUGCUCAAAAUAUUUGACAAUAACUAAAAGUAAUAUCAUGGGACCAGGAAGUGGAAAGACCAAAUUAGAUAAGGAACGAAUGAAGCUCUGCCAAAGAGAAAUCGAAUCAUUAGGAAAUAUGGCUCGAAAUCUGCGCGCCUUAGUUACCAAAAAUUCUGCGAAAGAAAGAUUUAGAACCGCACAAACUUAUCUUCAAAAAAUCAAGUUUUUGGUUGAUGAUCCCCAGGACUCACUACCUGAUAUUUUUAUCUGGUUGAUAGCGAACGGGAAAAGGUAUGCCUACCACAGAAUGUCAGCACGGGACCUCAUCUACUCACCAAUCGAAGAAGAGUGUGGUAUUUAUUGCUCAAAAGUCCAGACAAUAUUCCUCAAAUUACCAGGCAAACAAAGCAAUGAGACAUCAGGCUGGUUUGUCCAAGCUAAACUUACCCUUUAUCUAUGGCUUGGAGCCGUCUCACAUAAACAGUAUUUCUUCGAAGGACUUCCACAGGGAUAUGAUUUAUCACAAGAGUUGAGAAAUGCUGAUAGGAGUCGAGCCUUAGCUCCGAGCAAUAUUCAUUAUUUGGAGAAACACGUUUUCCAGCUACGCGCACACAUCUACCAAGCACGAUCUUUAAUCGGUUCUGAUGCAUCUGGAUUAAGCGACCCAUACGCUAUCGUCUUCAUUACAGAAUACGCAAAAUCAACGCAAGUGAUUGAAGAAACUCUGAGUCCAACAUGGGAUGAGCUUCUCGUGUUCGACGAAAUUCUUGUAUAUGGGGCCAAGGAUCAAAUUAAAAAAGAUCCACCGACAAUCACCAUUGAAAUCUAUGAUCAAGAUAAAGUUGGCAAAUCCGAAUUUAUAGGACGAGCAAUAGCGAAACCUCGGGUCAAGUUAAAAGAUAAUGCUUACGUGACGCCUGCACUGGAAUGGUUUGACAUAUUUCGGGGAACCGAUAAUGCUGGAGAGCUGCUGGCAGCUUUCGAAAUGCUAGAAAUGGGUUCAACUGACAUUCCAAGACUUACUGAACCGAAAUUUAUGCCUAUUGAAACAAAGAAGGACCGAACUUAUCCACCGCCUCAGACUAUACUUCCUGUACCCCGGGAUGUAAGACCGCACUUAGCAAGAUUCAAACUUGAGGUUUUAUUUUGGGGAUUGAGAGACUUAAAGAGGAUUCAUUUCAUGUCCGUCGACAAGCCCCGAAUCGACGUUGAGUGUUCUGGGAAAAUCCUCGGGUCCAGUAUUAUACAAAACGCUCGGAAGAAUCCAAACUUCCCCAAUAUGCUAAAGUCUAUUGAACUGGAGCUUCCAGUUGAAGAGACUUAUGCCCCACCUAUCACAAUCCGAUGCGUUGACUGCCGAUCCUUUGGUCGAUAUACUUUAGUUGGAACCCAUCAAAUCACAUCUAUUCAUAGAUACAUGUACAAACCACCUCCUAAGGAGGACCUGAAAAAUUAUCAAACAAUGGGCGGCCAAAUCAUCUUAGCCGCUCCAACCGCUGACAGUAACGAGGACCAAACGGGAAACCAAGUCGGCCAUAAAGAUCAAAAUGUCCACAAGAGUUCUUCCUGUGAGAAUUUGACAAUCUACGGUGCAGCCUGUGUUACGAAAAUGGUUAAACGACAACUACCUAAAAGGAAGCAACCACCGCCAGAACCAAAAUAUGAAGACGAGAUGGAUGAUGAUAACAGCAAGGAUUGGUGGACCAAAUACUUUUGGUCUUACGAAAAAUUAAUUGAAGAUUCGAAAACAACGACAAAUCAUUUAAAGCUUCUACCAAAUCACUUUACGAAAGAGGAUAAGCCGAAACUUGGUGUGAAAGGAUCAAAACUUGUAUCAAAGCUAAGCCCAAAGCACCACAAAAAAGAAAUCAAGAGUUCAACCGCCCUUUGUCAAAUAUACCCGAAUGAUUUGGAGUCUCAGCUCGAAUUCAAUAACUUCAAAGAAUGGCUCCACUCCUUUGCACUGUACCGGGGAAAGAAAACAGGCGAUUCGACUGAAGAUGAAAGUCGAAUUGUGGGCUAUUUCAAAGGAGCCAUUAAAGUAUACAAACUGCCGCUACCGAAAGGAGCCGAAGCGAACCUAAAUCCAAGUCUUCCGGGAAACGAUCCAAUUCAUGUCCUUGUGCGCAUUUAUAUUGUUAAAGCAACGGAUCUUCAUCCAAUGGAUUUGAACGGCAAAGCCGACCCCUACGUGGUCCUUCAUUUGGGAAACAAGCGAAUAUCCGAUAAGGAAAAUUACGUUAGUAAGCAGCUGAACCCGAUUUUCGGGAAGUGUUUCGAAGUGGAAGCAACUUUUCCACAGGAUUCCAUGUUGACUGUGCAGAUUCUGGACUGGGAUUUAGUGGGAUCAGAUGAUUUGAUUGGAGAAACGAAAAUUGAUUUAGAAAAUCGAUUUUAUAGCAAACAUCGAGCGACAUGUGGCCUUGCGUUUCGUUAUGAGGAUUCGGGUUAUAAUCGUUGGCGGGAUCCAAUGAAACCCACACAAAUUCUCUCGAAACUAUGUAAAGAAAACAAACUGGAAACACCGCAUUACUUUCAAGAUCACGUCGUUAUUGGAAAAUAUUGCAUGACCUUCUCUGAAGAGGAAGUCAUCGCAUGGAAUGGCCCUACAACCUGUAAAUAUCGCGACGAGCAUCUAGCAUUGGCCGUUUUGCACAGAUGGCAAGAAAUCCCUAAAGUGGGAUGCAAGAUUGUUCCUGAACAUAUUGAAUCACGAUCUCUUUACAAUCCUGACAAACCUGGUAUUGAGCAGGGCAAGCUAGAGAUGUGGGUCGAUAUGUUUCCAAUGGACAUGCCUCUUCCUGGCCCGCCGGUGGAUAUAUCUCCUCGUAAACCCACAUCAUAUGAGCUAAGAGUGGUUAUCUGGAAUACAGACGAUGUAGUGCUGGAGGACGAUGCCUUCUUCACAGGAGAAAAAAUGUCGGAUAUAUAUGUUAAAGGAUGGCUGAAAGGACCACAAGACAUUCAAGCGACAGAUAUCCACUACAGAUCCCUAACUGGAGAAGGUAACUUCAACUGGAGAUUUAUCUUCCCAUUUGAAUAUUUGGCAGCUGAAGAGCGAAUCGUUCUCUCGAGGAAAGAAUCGCUCUUCAGUUGGGAUGAGACAGAAGUUAAAAUUCCAGCAAGGUUAGAACUUCAAGUUUGGGAUGCUGAUCAUUUUUCGGCAGAUGAUUUUCUAGGAGCAAUAUCUCUCAAUCUAAAUCGCUUUCCUCGUGGCGCGAAGUCAUCAAAACUGUGCACUUUGGAUAUGCUCAAAACUGACAAUGUUCCAACUGUAAAUAUUUUUAAGCAGAAACGAGUCCGAGGAUGGUGGCCAUUCUUUAUCAAGAAACAAAACGAUGAAAUGGAGCUGACUGGAAAGGUUGAAGCCGAAUUUCAUUUGCUUACCAAGGAGGAGGCAGAACAAAGUCCUGCUGGCUACGGACGAAACGAGCCUGACCCGCUGGAGAAACCAAAUCGACCAGAUGCAUCUUUUAUGUGGUUCCUCAAUCCACUGAAAUCGAUUCGGUACAUCGUCUGGCACAACUACAAAUGGGCUAUUUUGAAAGGUUUCAUACUUGUUUGCUUAACCAUCAUGAUCCUUCUGUUCUUCUAUGCUGUGCCUGGUUAUACGGUUAAGAAAAUGCUCGGGGCUUAAAAUCGAUCACCUAUACGUGCACUCUGUCCCCAUACAGAAAAUAUCAUACUCCACACAUAUCUAAUAAGCAAAUUUGGUAGUAUUCGAUAAAUUAGCUCCUUUUUUCCAAA
Messenger RNA from Hermetia illucens (black soldier fly), 7662 nucleotides. Its product is annotated as otoferlin-like. The transcript is spliced from 26 exons. Gene Ontology annotation, biological process: plasma membrane organization. Gene Ontology annotation, cellular component: membrane. The record is from RefSeq and is a predicted model, not a curated record. Lineage: Eukaryota; Metazoa; Arthropoda; Insecta; Diptera; Stratiomyidae. Bases 1433 to 7552 code for a protein of 2039 amino acids.